Messenger RNA from Xenia sp. Carnegie-2017, 1281 nucleotides. RefSeq names its product apoptosis regulator BAX-like. Gene Ontology annotation, cellular component: mitochondrial outer membrane. The transcript has 2 exons. Gene Ontology annotation, molecular function: protein heterodimerization activity; protein homodimerization activity. Lineage: Eukaryota; Metazoa; Cnidaria; Anthozoa; Malacalcyonacea; Xeniidae. The coding region runs from base 343 to 780 and encodes 145 amino acids. Gene Ontology annotation, biological process: intrinsic apoptotic signaling pathway in response to DNA damage; regulation of apoptotic process; extrinsic apoptotic signaling pathway in absence of ligand. The record is from RefSeq and is a predicted model, not a curated record.
GUAAGAUAAAACUGAAUUAAACAAAACCAAAGUCACAGCACGCUCGGUCAUGUGCGAAGUGUGCAAAACUAACAAGAAGCAACUGAGGAUUCUGAUUGAAUCGAAUCGAAUCGUCCGCCAUUUUGGGUUGUAAAACGAUGUCAACGAUGGACUCGAAACGUAACUGAAAUACGAAAUCUUUAUUCGCGUAUCGUUAAUCCGAACUACAUACAAUCACCACAUUUGGGCAAAAUGUUCUCUCAAAAGAAAUAUUCGUAAACUUGAUUUACAAUUAACGUACGUGUCGUUACGACGGCUUACAGAAUAGUAUCAAUAUAUUUAGAUAGUAAAAUUAUAAAAUUCAUGGCUGCGGCAGUCAACGGUCAGUUGUGUGAACAAACGUUGGAAGGAACAUUAUAUAAGGAAGGAACUAUCCUGGUGAACGAUUUAAUCGGCUACAAAAUAGGGCGCAAUGUGCCACCAGUCAAUGCGACUGCUAAAACGUUGAGAAAACUAUCGGACGAUAUUGAAGAGAGAAACCCCGAUCUCCUCGAACAAUUGUGUUCCAAGUUGAAUUUCACUCAUGAAACAGGGUAUAACUCAUUCAGUGCUAUUGCCAACACCGUGUUCUCAGAUGGUAUCAUCAAUUGGGGAAGGAUAGUUGUGUUGUUGGCAUUCUCCGCAAGAUUAGGCAGGUAUUGCGAAGAAAACAACAUGAGCGAUCAGAUAGAAAGUAUCAGUGGUUGGACCGCACGUUUUCUUACCGACUUAGGCUGGAUUCAAGCCCAAGGAGGCUGGUGAAGAAACUAAAAAAGUUUGAUGUGUGGUAAUUUUACGUUUGAUCGCAAUUACCGUGUGAUAAAGUUUACGUUUAUGAUUUUUGAUAAUAAGGUAAGAUACUUGUUCUUCGACAAAAAUGGGACAGCUUUAGUAAAUGUCGCCUUCGUAUGCGUAAUCAACAGUCUUGCCAUAAGUUAAAUGCCUUCUAGGGAGUUCUGCAUUCAUAUGUUUCCGUUCUGAGUUGAUUAAAGUAGACUUUAGAAGUGUAAUACACGAGCAUCAAAUUUCACGACGGGAGUCAUACUCAAAGGUGCUCGUAAAAUUUUUCUUUUGUAGUUAUCUGAAAGUCAAAGUGUUUUUUUUUAUUUUAAUAUUGUGAAAAUAUUGAAAGACUUUGCCAUUCGUGAGUUGGCAUUCAUGGAAUUUGAUGAAUGCAGAAACUUGAUCGCAAAAAAUUGCAGUUUCUUAAAAUAAAGAGUUACGACGUAGUAUGUGUUUGUGACAUUCUGCGGUAUUCAUUCA